Molecule: messenger RNA, 480 nt
Organism: Phalaenopsis equestris
Lineage: Eukaryota; Viridiplantae; Streptophyta; Magnoliopsida; Asparagales; Orchidaceae
Exons: 4
Coding region: 31-480 (149 amino acids)
Source: RefSeq, a predicted model, not a curated record
UAUGGUUCUUUUGCUGCCAUUAGUUAUCUCAUGUUCGGUGAAAGUACGCUAUCACAGAUAACCUUAAAUUUGCCAAAGGAUGCCGUGGCAUCGAAGAUUGCCCUGUGGACUACUGUAAUAAAUCCUCUCACCAAAUUUGCACUGUUGCUUAAUCCACUGGCAAGGAGUAUCGAGGAGCUUCUUCCAUCAGGAAUCUUCAAUAGUAUUUGGUGCCCUGUACUAUUGAGGACAGCACUUGUCGCUUCAACCGUAUGCAUUGCUUUUCUUCUACCUUUUUUCGGACGCGACAAGGGAGUUGCUCGUGCCCGCAAAAUGGUGGGAGCAAAAUUCCUCCGAUACACAGAAUUUUGCAUUGUGGAAUCGGUGAUCCGAUCACGGGUCGUUCGUGGUUCGCAGAUUCAAAAGUUUUUUUGGAACCUAAGCUCGGCAAACCGCAACCGCUUUGUCGGCACUAAAGAGUUAGGGGGGAGUUGCCCGUAA